This is a messenger RNA of Cryptosporidium ubiquitum, 600 nucleotides long. RefSeq lists its product as uncharacterized. NCBI's taxonomy places the organism in Eukaryota, Apicomplexa, Conoidasida, Eucoccidiorida, Cryptosporidiidae. The record is from RefSeq and is a predicted model, not a curated record. The transcript has a single exon. The coding region runs from base 1 to 600 and encodes 199 amino acids.
AUGGAAGGUCCAAAUCAUUACCGAACAAAAGAAUUUUUAAAUUUUUUGAAUAAUUCAGUUCAGGCAGCAUCAGCUUCACCAAUGUUGUCUUUAAGGUACCACCCCUUUGAAAAUAUCUGUGGAUUUACAAAUCCUUACUAUGGUGAAAAUAAUGGACUUAGUGAAUUGGAGCUUCAAAAGCACUCAAAUCAUAUGAGAUCAGUUACUGAUGCCAUGCAUUAUUUCUUCAAAUUACAUCCCUCAGUUAUAUCAAAUUCUCCUUCCUCACCAAGAAGUCCUGUUGUUGAAUCACAAUCUCCCCUGGUUAGUCCAGCAGUUUCUUGUAAAAAAAACAGAAAGGAGAUAGAGAAAUUGGACGUUGAUCACCCAAAUCUAUGUACUACUCAGUGUAGGAUCAUCCAUCCUAAUCUUGUUCAUAGUGUUAAUCAAAGAUGGCAAUUGAGAGUCCACUUACUUAACCAGAAUUCUGGACUCUUAAAGGCUGCAGAUUUAUCACAUCCUUAUGUCAGUGAAAUGAUUAAUGCAAAUGCCCCUGUAACUCCCAGGAUGACUAGCAGACAUACUAGCAGAAACAUUAGUAGACACACUACUGGAAAUUGA